Molecule: messenger RNA, 1374 nt
Organism: Symbiodinium pilosum
Lineage: Eukaryota; Dinophyceae; Suessiales; Symbiodiniaceae
Source: the annotation of a GenBank genome assembly
AUGGCCAGCCGGAGUCUGCCCUGGAAAAAAGUGGUACAGCUUUGGGUCGAUCUUCGGAAGAGGAGGUGCUUGGCUUGGGAUCUGCUCCAUGGACAGCUCUGCCGAGCUUACGCCAGAGGCCACUGGAGCCUUGCUCUCAACAUGCUCGGAGAGAUGCGGCCGCGACGUGCUUCACAUGACUUGGUCUCGUACAACAUGGCCAGCAGCGCCGCCCAAAAUGCUGGCCAAUGGAAAUGGGUCUCCCUGUCGUGUAGCCAGAUGUGGACUUUCCACCUGGUGCCUGAUGCUGCGACAUACUGCAUCGCAGUGACGGCAGCUCAAGGAGCAAGACAGUGGCAGCAGAUAGGAGACUCCUUGCACAUACUUCUGAGGCAGUCUUUGGUCCCAAAUGUGGUGCUAUACAACGCGGUCAUCAGUACUUCUGCCAAAGUGGUUGCAUGGUUGCAAGCUUUGCAAUACGCGGAAGCUAUGCCAGAGAAGCACAUCAGGCGGGAUGUCAUCACCCACAACGCAGUGAUCAAUGCUUGGGAUCGGAGUCGGCAAUGGCAAAGAGCGCUCCGCGCAUUCGUUCUGCUUGAAGCAUCAGUUCAGCCCAACGCAGUUUCGAGUGGAUCUUGCGUGGCUGCAUGUCAGCGAUCCAUUCAGUGGGAGGCGGCAUAUCACCUGGUGGAACAGCGGGUGGGCUCCAACAUCGUACGAAACUCAGCCCUUGCCGCAUCCGCCCAGGGUCAGGCUUGGCAGCAAACUGCGGGACUUCUGUUGGCUGUUCAAAGCAGAAAUCUUAGACUGGACCUGGUUGGCUUCAACACUAUUCUGAGUGGAGGGGCUCACGCUGAGGAGUGGGCGCAAUCUGUUCUGCUUUUCCAAAACUUCGCAGCCGGCAAGACCAAACUUGACGGAAUUUCGUACAGCUCAGCUGCUGGUGUCAUUGCCGCUGCUGGCCGCUGGGACCUGUCGCUCCACUGCCUGGUUGCUUUGCUUUCUACAGGCCGAGCUUUGAACGUGGUUUCCGUCACCGAGGCGGUCCGCGCUUGUGGGAAGAUGGGUAUGUGGAGACCAGCCAUCCUAGCGCAUAGCAUCCUAGCCGGGAGAAGUAUCGAACCCAACAUGAUUUUGAACAAUGUGAUUCUCAACGCGCUUGAGAUGACGAAUCGGUGGGCCGAAGCCCUAAGUUGGAGCGCGACUGCCAGAAGCUUGACAGUGCAGACUAACGAGGUGUCCCGUGGCUCGUUACUGAACGCGUGCAGCAGGAGCAAGCGCUGGCGUUUGGCUCCACUCCUUUUGGAGGAAGCAGAAGCAACUGGUGCUGCAAGCGGGGUGGUGUUCAACAUUGCCAUCUCUGCGGUGGGAGAGGUUUUCGGGUUUAGGGUUUAG